Molecule: messenger RNA, 563 nt
Organism: Strongylus vulgaris
Lineage: Eukaryota; Metazoa; Nematoda; Chromadorea; Rhabditida; Strongylidae
Source: the annotation of a GenBank genome assembly
AUGGUUACUGUAUAUAAUGUAAAAGGUCAAUAUAUUGGGUUUUCCUGUUCACUUCCCUCUUUAUGCAGAUUAUUUACUGUUGAUCAGUCCCUGAUGAUUUUAAGUAAGGACGGGACGUUAUCAGAGUUGACGGAGAAAAAUCUCAGUGCAAAAUUGGAUAUUCUUUUCAAGAAGAAUCUCUUUGAUGUUGCUGUUAUUCUUGCAAAAAGUAGCAGAGACGGUGCUGAGCAUUUGAAGUCCAUUCAUGAGAAAUACGGCGACUAUCUUUAUGGCAAAGGAGAUUUCAACAAUGCUGUAAGCGAAUACAAGGAAACGAUAGGAAUGCUGGAGCCUUCUUAUGUCAUAAAAAGGUAUCUCGAUGGAUCUCGUCUGCGGCAGUUAUGCGUCUACUUGGAGGCCUUACAUGACACCGAUCGUUACACUUUGUAUCACACAAAUAUCCUCUUGAAUUGUUAUGCCCAACUCGAAGAAAGGAAGAAAAUUAAAAAUUUUCUGGAAAAAAUAGCUAUGGAUGGAAGGACAGACAUGUCAAGCAUAUUUGAAGUAGGCACAUUAGAGUAGUA